Molecule: messenger RNA, 3140 nt
Organism: Petromyzon marinus (sea lamprey)
Lineage: Eukaryota; Metazoa; Chordata; Hyperoartia; Petromyzontiformes; Petromyzontidae
Gene: ENPEP
Product: glutamyl aminopeptidase
Biological process (GO): regulation of blood pressure; peptide catabolic process; proteolysis
Cellular component (GO): cytoplasm; plasma membrane
Molecular function (GO): peptide binding; metalloaminopeptidase activity; zinc ion binding
Source: RefSeq, a predicted model, not a curated record
GACAUCGAGAGGGAGGUAGAGGGACAGCGGGUGGUGGUGGUGGGGGGGGGGUGUGGAACUUCAGCAGGAGCCGGGAGGAUGAUUGGUGGAUUCCAAAGUCCACACGAAGUCUUCACUCAGACCCGGAGAGGAGAGCUGAAGAGGAAAGCAAGGAAGAGCCACGACCCCCCAGAUGGAGAUGGACAGUAAACCCCAACCACGGCAGCGGCGCCGCUGGCCCUCGAAGAGCCUUCUCAUCUUGGGUGCCGCGCUCAUCCUGGGCCUGUCCCUGGCCCUGGGCCUGGGCCUUGGCUUGGGCCUCAAGGGCUCGGAGUGCGACGAGAAGGGGGAGAGCACCAAACCUCCUCCACCUAGCGGCAGCACCACAGCCCCCCCGGUGCCCCCCACCGACCCCCCUGGAUUUUGCCCCCCACGAUCCUCCGUUGGCGAUGGUCCUUGGAACGAUUUCCGUCUGCCCAGGGACACUGUGGCGCAACACUACGACGUGGACAUCGAGGUGCCCGACUUGGCGGGCUCCACGUACAACGGCGAGGUCCGCAUCCGCCUCUCGCUGGCGGCGGGCCGGCCCCCCGGCCCCUACCUGCUGGUGCACGUCCGCGGCCAGACGCUGACCGCGCAGCCCGUCCUCGACGAGGUCGUGGGGGGCUCGCUGGUGGCGGUGGGGGUGGCGGACUGCUUCUGCUGGCGGGGCAACGAGUACCUGGUGGUGGAGGCCUCGCGGGCGCUGCAGGCGGGAGGCCACGACGUGCUGCUCACGCUGAGCUUCUCGGCGCCGCUCACAGGGACGCUCGUCGGCUUCUACAGCGUCGCCUACGUCGUGGGGGGCACCACGCGCUACAUCGCGGCCACGGACCACGAACCCACGGACGCGCGCAAGUCCUUCCCGUGCCUGGACGAGCCCGACAGGAAGGCGACAUUCACGGUGACGCUCUCCUACCCCAGGGAGUACUCGGCGCUCUCCAACAUGCCGCCAGAGGAGAAUGGCACUCACAGCUCGGGGCUGCUCUGGACGAGGUUCGCGCGCUCUGUGCCGAUGAGCACCUACCUCGUCUGCUUCGCCGUGCACCAGUUCAUCUUCGUGGAGCGCACCUCGUCACGCGGUGUGCCGCUCCGCGUGUACGUUCAGGAGGAGCAGGAGGUGACGGCCCAGUUUGCUGCGAACGCAACCCUCGUGAUCUUCGACUACUUUGAGAGCUACUUCGGCAUGAACUACUCGCUACCCAAGCUGGACCAGAUCGCGAUCCCGGACUUUGGGACGGGCGCCAUGGAGAACUGGGGACUGAUCACGUACCGCGAGACCAACCUCCUCUACGAUCCCCGCGAGUCAUCCUCCUUCAACCAGCAGCGCGUGGCAGCAGUCGUGGCACACGAACUCACGCACCAGUGGUUCGGCAACAUCGUGACGAUGGAGUGGUGGGACGACCUGUGGCUCAAUGAGGGGUUCGCCAGCUACUUUGAGUUCCUGGGAGUGCACAGCUUCCUGCCAGAGUGGAGGAUGAUGGACUACAUCAUGAUCGACGACGUGAUGCCGGUGAUGGGCGACGACGCGCUCACCUCCUCACACGCCAUCAUCGUGAACGUCACCACGCCCAGCGAGAUCACCGCCGUCUUCGACUCCAUCUCCUACAGCAAGGGCGCGUCGCUGCUGCGGAUGCUGUCAGACUGGAUCGGGCAAGACACGUUCCAGCGGGGAUGCCAGAACUACCUGAGACAUUUCUACUUCAGGAACGCGAAGACUGAUGACUUCUGGGAGGCGAUGGCUCAGGUGAGCGGCCAGCCCGUGAAGGAGGUGAUGGACACGUGGACCAGGCAGAUGGGGCUGCCCCUCAUCUCCCUGCGGGGGGGCGGUGGUGCCGUGGGGUUCUCCGUUGAGCAGCGGCGCUUCCUGCUCGACCCCGACGCCGACCCCCAGCAGCCCACGUCGCCCUUCCGGUACACCUGGCAUGUUCCGCUGAAGUUCUACACCAGCGCUAGCAACGUUCAAGACUUCCUGAUGUUCAACAUGACCCAGUCAGCGGUGUCUCUGACCCCUGACCCCACGUCCAGCUGGCUCAAGCUGAACCCUGACCACGUGGGCUUCUACCGCGUCACCUACAGCCCCCAGCUGUGGGCUGCCCUCCUGCAGCAGCUGCAGGACAACCACACGGUGUUCUCCGAUGGUGACCGUGCCGGGUUCAUCGACGACGCUUUCUCAUUGGCCCGGGCGGGGCUACUGCCCUACGAGACGGCGCUGAACGUGACGCUGUACGUGCAUGCCGAGCGGAGCCUCUUCCCCUGGGACCGCCUGCUGGCCGCCGUCGCUUACCUCCGCGACAUGCUGGAGGACACGCCCCUCUACCCCCUCUUCCAGACAUACUGGCGGCAGCAGGUGACGCCCAUCACCUCUAAGCUGACGUGGAACGAUGAGGGAGAGCACUUGGACAAGCUGCUGCGUGAGCAGGUGCUGGGCCUGGCGUGCCGCAUGGGCGAUGAGGAGGCCCUCGCAAACGCCACCAACCUCUUUGAUGCCUGGAAGAGUGGGCAGAGCAUCGCGCCCAACGUGCGACUCCUGGUGUACCGCUACGGCAUGCAGCAGCACAGCGACGACGCCUCCUGGGAGUUCAUGCUGCAGAGCUACAUGCAGAGCCCGCUCGCCCAGGAGAAGGACAAGCUGCUGUACGGCCUCGCCUCCACCCACAGCGUCUCGCAGCUCGCACGGUACCUGGAGCUGCUGAAGAACGAGUCCGUGAUCCGCUCGCAGGACAUGUUCACCGUGCUACGCUACAUCUCGCUCAACCCCUACGGCAAAACUAUGGCCUGGGACUGGACCCGGCUCAACUGGGAGUACCUGGUUGGACGGUUUGGCAUCACGGAUCGCAACCUGGGUCGCCUGGUGCAGCGAAUCAGCACCUCCUUCAACACGGAGCUGCAUCUGUGGCAGAUGGAGUCGUUCUUCUCGCUGUACCCGGAGGCCGGUGCUGGUGCCAGCUCGCGGCUGCAGGCGCUGGAGACGCUGCGGACGAACAUCGCCUGGGUACAGCAACACCAGGGCAGCGUGGGGGGCUGGCUGCAGGAGCACGUGUAGCGGGGUGACUCACGGGGUGACUACGGGGUGACUACGGGUGACUACGGGUGACUCACGGGGUGACUCACUGGGUGAC